This is a messenger RNA of Coffea eugenioides, 729 nucleotides long. RefSeq names its product transcription factor bHLH18-like. Gene Ontology annotation, molecular function: protein dimerization activity. The record is from RefSeq and is a predicted model, not a curated record. The transcript is spliced from 3 exons. Lineage: Eukaryota; Viridiplantae; Streptophyta; Magnoliopsida; Gentianales; Rubiaceae. Bases 1 to 705 code for a protein of 234 amino acids.
AUGCUUCUCACUUUUGGAACAUUGAACCCUGGUGAGGAUAAGGUCUGUGAUGUUCUGACGUCCAAUGGCUCAUUUGUAAAAUUUGAUCAUAGGACCACAGGAAUUCAAAAAAGAGGAAAGAGAACUGGGGGUCGUACUAGGUCGCCUUCCCAAACGUACGAUCACAUAAUGGCAGAAAGAAAACGACGCAAGCAUCUUGGCCAGCUAUUCUCGUCUCUUUCUUCCAUACUUCCUGGCCUCAAGAAGAUGGAUAAAACUUCAGUUCUUGGAGAUGCCAUAAACCAGUUGAAACAUCUUCAGGAGAAAGUAAAGACACUAGAAGAACAAGUCACAAAGCAAACCGUGGAAUCCGUGGUUCUUGUGAAGAAAUCACAAUUUCUGGUUGCAGAUGAUGUAUCUUCAGAUGAAAGGGGGUGCAACAAUAAUAAUCAGCUAGUGUUCCCUCAAAUUGAAGCCAAAGUUUGCGACAAGGAAGUUCUGCUAAAAGUCCAUUGUGAAAAUCAUCAACCAGGAGUGUUGAUAAAAUUACUUUCGAAGGCAGAAAAGCUCAAUCUUGCCGUUACCAACACCAGCGUCACGCCGUUCGGAAGUUCGGCUCUUGAAGUUACGAUCAUUGCCGAGAUGGAGAAAGAAUUCAACAUGACGACCAAAGAACUAGCAAAAAACCUUGGAUCUGCCCUUCACCUUGUAGCGCAAGAAUCUUGAAUGCAGAGUUGCCACGAUAAUUAU